Zootoca vivipara (common lizard) is the source of this 1932-nucleotide messenger RNA. RefSeq names its product vomeronasal type-2 receptor 26-like. Lineage: Eukaryota; Metazoa; Chordata; Lepidosauria; Squamata; Lacertidae. Gene Ontology annotation, molecular function: G protein-coupled receptor activity. The record is from RefSeq and is a predicted model, not a curated record. Gene Ontology annotation, cellular component: plasma membrane. Gene Ontology annotation, biological process: G protein-coupled receptor signaling pathway.
AUGGACAACAAUAACACCACUUCCUGCUCUGCCACAAUUAUGGAGGUGGAGAGCACCAAUAGGAAGGAAGAGAAGGUUCUGGACUGUGAGAAGAAUGAGAUCAACCAGAAUCCUCAGCUUUUACCCAAUGUCACCCUGGGCUACAACAUCUAUGAGGCUGCUUUUGAUGUCAGAACAACAGCUGAUGCCAUGCUAGACAGCAUUCCAAGCUACAGCUGUGGAAGACAGAGUAAUGUUAUAGCUGUUUUUGAAGCAACUACUUAUGAAAUUGCCAGCCAGAUUUCAAGCAUGUUGGGCAUCUACAAAAUGCCCCAGCUUCACAGUUUCUUAAAAGAAAUCCAGUUUUCAAAUUUAUCCAUAGGAGGGAUGUAUUUUGAUAAGAGUGGGGAGCUGACUGCCAACUUUGAUAUCUGGAACUGGGUCUUGUUUCCCAAUAAAUCUCACAGCAGAAUGAAGGUUGGGAAAAUCGAGGAACAGGCAUCCUCCGACAUAAAAUUCACCAUUAAUCCGGAAGCCAUUGUGUGGCCUGGGAACUUCAGCAAGGUCGUGCCUCGUUCAAGGUGCACCGAAAGCUGUCGCCCUGGAUAUGCCAGGGUGACUAAAGAAGGAGAGCCCGUUUGCUGCUAUGAUUGUGUUCCUUGUGCGGAAGGGACCAUCUCCGUUCAGGAAGAUGCAAAGCAUUGCACGAAAUGCCCAGAAGAUCAGCAUGCAAAUCAAGCGCGAGACAAAUGUAUCCCCAAGACGAUAACAUUUCUGACUUAUGAAGAACCCUUGGGGAUUGUCCUGGUUUCCUUUGCCCUCUUCUUGUCCUUGACCACUGGCAUUGUGCUAGGAAUAUUCAUUAAAUACAAGGAAACACCCAUAGUCAAAGCUAACAAUCGAGAUUUAUCCUAUAUCCUCCUCAUCUCCCUCCUGCUUUCCUUUUUGUCCGCCUUCCUGUUCAUCGGCCGGCCAAGCAAAGUGACCUGCCUAAUCCGACAAACAGCCUUCAGCAUCAUAUUUUCAUUCGCUGUCUCUUCUGUGUUGGCAAAAACCAUUACUGUGGUGCUGGCCUUCUUGGCCACAAAGCCAGGGAACAAGGCAAGGAGAUGGCUGGGGAAGAGUCUGUCCAACUCCAUUGUCCUUUCCUGUUCUAGUAUGCAAAUUGUCAUCUGCACCAUCUGGCUGGGAAUCUCGCCACCCUUCCCUUCCUCCGACAUGCAAUCCCAGGCUGGAACAAUCAUCCUUCUAUGCAAUGAAGGAUCGGUUGCCAUGUUUUACACAGUCCUUGGCUACAUGGGCUUCCUGGCGGCCAUCUGCUUCACGGUGGCUUUCCUAGCUAGAAAGCUUCCAGGGUCCUUCAAUGAAGCCAAGCUGAUCACCUUCAGCAUGCUGGUCUUCUGCAGUGUGUGGGUGUCCUUUGUGCCCACCUACCUGAGCACCAAGGGGAAGUACAUGGUAGCUGUGCAGGUCUUCUCUAUGUUGGCCUCCAGUGCUGGGCUUCUAGGCUGCAUCUUCAUUCCCAAGUGCUACAUUAUCAUACUCAGGCCAGAUCUGAACACAAAAGCACAUCUAACUACAAAAAAGAUCAACCAGAAUCCUCAGCUUUUACCCAAUGUCACCCUGGGCUACAACAUCUAUGAGGCUGCUUUUGAUGUCAGAACAGCGGCUGAUGCCAUGCUAGACAGCAUUCCAAGCUACAGCUGUGGAAGACAGAGUAAUAUUAUAGCUGUUUUUGAAGCAACUACUUCUGAAAUUGGCAGCCAGAUUUCAAGCAUGUUGGGCAUCUACAAAAUGCCCCAGAGUCCCUCGCGCCAAACGCGCCUCUGCAACAAGGCGGACCACAUCAGCGUCAUCCCCGGGAAAGAAGCCCGUAGCUUGUCAAAGUCCUCAAAGAUGUUCCAUUUCAAUUCCACUGCAUUUCGAUAUGCCAAAUCAUUCUCCCCCAGCUGA